This is a messenger RNA of Strongylocentrotus purpuratus (purple sea urchin), 1107 nucleotides long. RefSeq lists its product as uncharacterized. Gene Ontology annotation, molecular function: protein binding. The coding region runs from base 1 to 1107 and encodes 368 amino acids. NCBI's taxonomy places the organism in Eukaryota, Metazoa, Echinodermata, Echinoidea, Camarodonta, Strongylocentrotidae. The record is from RefSeq and is a predicted model, not a curated record. Gene Ontology annotation, biological process: signal transduction. The transcript is spliced from 5 exons.
AUGCUAAAUAACGUGGCAAAGGACGUUCCAGCCUACGCCUACGACCAGUUUAGCGAAAAGCUUGGAGUCAAGCACAACGAGGCCAGAAAUAUCUUGACAAAGUACCAAAGCGACUAUAAGGAGGCAACGAGGGAAUGCCUUGCGAAAUGGACGGAUAGAUCAACCCGUAGUGUGGCUGAAUUACAUGACGUUCUGAGAGCAGCUGAAUUGGGAGGUUUAAUCGGUAACUAUCUGAAGAAGAAUUCCAAGAGUAAAAAUGAAAAACUCCACAAUGCGUGUAUGGGCGCUCUUUUCGAGAUCUACGAAUCCAAACUUCCCGAAGGCCUGACGCAGGGGAAAACAGAUGUCGACUCACAGCAGAGGGCGCCGUCGGACACUGCGAAGUCCAGUGGACACAUCAUGCUCAGCUACAAAUGGGAACACCCAUCCAAACCUGUGAUGCGAGAGUUCAAGAAACAGCUGCGCAAAAGAGGUUACAACGUGUGGAUGGAUGAAGACCACAUGAUGGGUGAUAAAAUUGGUGCCAUGGCAGAAGCCGUAGAGAAUGCUGAUAUGAUCAUAGCUUGUAUCACACGUGGUUACCAAGAUAGUCAAGACUGCCGUACAGAAGCGUCUUAUGCUUACGAAUGCAAGAAGAAGAUUAUACCUGUGAAGGUGAAUGACUUCAAAGCUUCUGGUUGGCUAGGCGGUAUCACGGCAGGGAAGAUCUACUACAUGGUUCAGCAACCCGAGCAUGUCUCCGAGGUACUCUCCGGCAUCAUCGAAAAAGAAUUCGCAGUGCAGAAAGAAACGGUCCAGAACGUUAAAGCAGCUCCGGUAUGUUACUUACACUCUUCCUCGUCCCCAGAGCUAGAACUGAAUCCACCUCCGAUGGAAUCUCAAUUACCCGGAUGGGAUUCCAAGAAGGUCCAGGACUGGCUGGCAGCUAACAACGUCACAGCACGUAUAAACAAAGCUUUGAAAACUCUCAAUGGAACCCAGUUAUUGCAACUGAAGAAACUACUGGUCACAGUCCCACAAACUUUCUACCAGUCUAUGAAAGAUGAUCUUAAGGUCCCCUUUAUUGAUGUCCUAUCACUUGCUGCAGCUCUUGAGAAACUAAAUUAA